Messenger RNA from Zingiber officinale, 2551 nucleotides. RefSeq names its product vacuolar-sorting receptor 1-like. The transcript is spliced from 12 exons. The record is from RefSeq and is a predicted model, not a curated record. Bases 439 to 2292 code for a protein of 617 amino acids. Lineage: Eukaryota; Viridiplantae; Streptophyta; Magnoliopsida; Zingiberales; Zingiberaceae. Gene Ontology annotation, molecular function: calcium ion binding.
AGCGAGGCCAGUCUAGACGUCGAUCGGUUCGGUCGGUUAACAAAUAGAGGCGAUGGGGCAAGUUCCUCCAAUUCCAAAAAGGAGGAAGCAAAGCUGCCAAGGCCACCACGUCGCUGUGCGCUCUCUCAUCUCGCACCGUUCCUGCUCGUCAUUGCGGAUAGAAGACGGUCAGGCUCGGGAACCCUAAUCUCGCCCUCGAUCCACCUUCACCUCCUCCUCCGAUCGCCUCCCCCCCCUGCUUGGAAUCGUGCUAAAACGGUAUCAUCUUUGGUUCAUAGGAAGAGAGAAAAGAAGGUUCCUUUUGAUCCCGGACCGCCUCAUUGGUCCCCUUUUCGAGCCAAAGGUCGGAGCUCUGUGCGCCAAAUUUCCUUAAUCGCUAAGAUUUUUUUGCAUUGCCUUUUUUCUCUCUGAGGUUUGCUUGGUUAGAUUUGUGGAGGAAUGGUGUGGUUUCGGGUGUGGGUUUUGUUUCUUCUAUGGGGAUCAUGUUUGGGGAGGUUCGUGGUGGAGAAGAACAGCUUGAAGGUGACUUCGCCUGAUUCGUUGAAGGGAAUCUACGAGUGUGCUAUCGGAAACUUUGGCGUUCCUCAGUAUGGCGGGACGAUGGUGGGGAUCGUGGCGUAUCCGAACGCCAACCGGAAGGGCUGCCAGAGCUUCGAAAAUUUCGACAUCUCUUAUAAAUCGAAACCUGGCGGAUUCCCCACCUUUCUCCUAGUUGACAGAGGAGAUUGUUACUUCACUGCAAAAGCAUGGUACGCGCAGAAUGCUGGAGCUGGGGCUGUCCUUGUGGCUGAUGACAAGUUAGAACCUCUGAUAACGAUGGACACACCAGAGGAGGAAGACAGCAGGGCAGACUACCUACAGAACAUCACAAUUCCGUCAGCCCUUAUCACCAAAAGCCUUGGAGAUAGCUUAAAGAAGGCACUUCGAAAUGGUGAUAUGGUCAACGUCAAUUUAGAUUGGAGGGAGUCUCUACCCCAUCCUGAUGACCGCGUGGAAUAUGAAUUCUGGACAAACAGCAACGAUGAGUGUGGUGCUAAAUGUGACAGUCAAAUAGAGUUUGUUAAGAACUUCAAAGGAGCAGCACAGAUAUUAGAGAAAAAGGGUUAUACCCAGUUCACGCCCCACUACAUUACAUGGUACUGUCCUGAAGCUUUUCUUUUGAGCAAGCAGUGCAAGUCUCAGUGCAUCAACCAUGGCCGAUAUUGUGCACCGGAUCCUGAACAGGACUUCAGCAAAGGGUAUGAUGGGAAAGAUGUUGUAAUCCAAAACUUGCGUCAAGUUUGCUUGCAUAAGGUUGCUAAUGAAAGUGGGAAGCCGUGGGUGUGGUGGGAUUAUGUGACUGACUUUGCGAUCCGUUGUCCUAUGAAGGAAAAGAAGUAUACGACAGAUUGUGCUGAAACAGUAAUCAAAUCACUUGGCAUUGAUCUGAAGAAGAUAAAUGAAUGCAUGGGUGAUCCUGAUGCAGAUGAAGAUAAUCCAGUGCUUAAAGCUGAACAAGAUGCACAGAUUGGAAAGGACUCCCGUGGGGAUGUCACUAUUUUGCCAACUCUUGUUAUCAACAAUAGGCAAUACCGGGGCAAACUGGACAAGGCUGCAGUGCUCAAAGCAAUCUGUGCUGGCUUCCAAGAGGCUACUGAGCCAGCUGUUUGUUUGAGUGAAGAGAUAGAAACAAAUGAAUGUCUGGACAAUCAUGGUGGCUGUUGGAAGGAUGAGGCUUCUAAUAUCACUGCAUGCAGGGAUACUUUUCGUGGUAGAAUUUGUGAAUGCCCUGUUGUGAAAGGUGUGAAGUUUGUGGGCGAUGGUUACACCCAUUGUGAAGCUUCAGGGUCAGGAAGGUGUGAGAUCAACAAUGGUGGAUGCUGGAAUAAAACACAGGAUGGAAAGACAUAUUCUGCUUGUGUGGAUGAGGGAUGCAAAUGCCCACCAGGCUUCAAGGGUGAUGGAGUUAACUGUCAAGAUGUUGAUGAAUGCAAGGAAAGGCUAGCCUGUCAAUGCUCUGGCUGCAAAUGCAAGAACACCUGGGGAAGCUACGAGUGCAGCUGCAGUGAUGACUCAUUAUUAUACAUAAAGGAGCACGACACAUGCAUAAGUAAAAGAGCUUCUACAGAAGUUGGUUGGAGCUUUUUGUGGGUUAUCUUCUUUGGCCUAGUGCUAGCUGGAGUUGGAGCCUAUGCUGUAUACAAGUACAGAAUCAGGAGCUACAUGGACUCGGAGAUUCGCGCUAUCAUGGCACAGUACAUGCCGCUUGACAACCAAGAAGCACAAAAUCACAUCCAACAUGCUGAAAUCUGAGCCAUUUCUCAUCACGUAUCUCGAUGGUGCAGAAUUCUGUAAUACGCAAUCUUGGCGAUCCUUCUACUGGGACUUGUUAAACCUUUGUUGUAGAUCCGAAGCUUAUUUGCCUCCAUUGGAAUUGUAAACUUAAAAGAGUUGAAUAAUGUGGAUCGCUAUUAAGCUUGCAAAUCCAACAAGAAAGCUUUUGCAGAAGUAAACUACAUGUACCAAAACUUGAGAUAGCUAAUUGGGUCAAAUAAGCUAAGCUUGUUAGAUC